Emiliania huxleyi CCMP1516 is the source of this 2694-nucleotide messenger RNA. RefSeq lists its product as hypothetical. The transcript is spliced from 3 exons. Lineage: Eukaryota; Haptophyta; Isochrysidales; Noelaerhabdaceae. The coding region runs from base 1 to 2694 and encodes 897 amino acids. The record is from RefSeq and is a predicted model, not a curated record.
AUGCCCAGCGUUUUCGCGUUGGCGGCCACCGUUUUUGCCUUUGGCGCCACCACUCCACCGCUGUCACAGCCUACGCAGCCGUCGUCGUCGGUUGAAUCAACGCCGCUGCGUGAGAAGCUGCGCGACAAGUACCGAGGCCGCCCUGACGCUCAAGGUGUCACGUGCACGAUGCUCAUCCAAAUGAGCGUCGUUCAAGGCGAGUUCUGGCUUCAAAAAGCUGAAGUUUUCAACAAUAUUACCGGAGCCACUGUGCUCAUCGAAUACGACAAGAGCAGAGACAUCCGAAUGACUUCACUGUCCGAUGCGACAGGACCGGGCUUCUACUGCAGCUACAUGCAACAAGCGAACAACCUGCCUGACAUGGCCAAGCACGAUGCCGUGCUAGACCUCACCGCACGAGUGCAAAAGCACAAAGACCUCGACUGGUUUGACAUAUUUCCAGGCGUCCGCGAGGUCGUCUCGUACCGGCUGGCGGGCCACGAACACAACUCAGUGUUUGGCAUACCCCUCGACGGCGACGUGAUCAUGAUGGCUUACCGCGCCGAUCUCCUUGAGACGGCUGGCUUUGCCAUACCACGCACCUGGGAGGAGUUCGCCACGAUCUCUGAUUAUUUCGCUGAGCGCGACAUCAACUUUGACGGGCAGCCCGACUUCGGCGCGUGCUUCCGAACCUCGAUGCGGGAUGCGCACACACCGUUCUGGGCCAUCGUGGCGCCAUAUCUACAGACGGAGGGCCGCUCGCAGGGCAUAUUCUUCGACAUGGAAUCCUUGAUGCCCAAGUCCAGCAAACCGACUGGGCAAAGCCGCAAUUUGAUGGCCGAGGGUCGCUGUGCGCUCAUGCUUGACUUCCCGAAGAGUAUUACGACGGCCAUCUAUUCGGGCAUCUCCGCCCUGGUCAUUAGCAACCAGACAGAGCGCGGCGAUCCGAACGGGAGGCUGCAAGUGCACCGGCUGCCAGGCGUUGCAUGCACAGAGAUACAGCACAUGCAGAGCCUUGGCUUUUCUCGCACUGGAGCCGUCUCAGCCGACUUGUGCGCAGACCAAACCACCCCCCUCAUCACCAGCUGUCCAUUCGCAGUGAAUGGCGUCAAUUAUGCGCCACUGUACGCUGGUGGCGGCCUCGCGGCCUCGGUACGCAAAAGCGCAAUUGCGAUCCAUCAGGACAUCGCCUUUGACUUUUGGAUGUUCGUGGCAGAUCCUGCAAUUUCGUAUCUCGACGUAGCUCGGCUGGAUGGCGGUCUCGACCCUUACCGCAACCGUCACGUCGAACCGCUCAACAAUUUGUCGUCAGUUGAGGCGCAGGCAUACAUCAAGAGUUCGUGGUCGCCCAAGCAGAUCAGGUCAUUGCGCGCCGAGACCAAGUUUGUGUUUGAGACCGAGAACGGCGUGCGCGACCUCUCAAUUCAGGGUUACUACCCGUAUGUGCACGACGCCACAUUACCCACGCUGUUUGAAUACUUGCAGGAUCAGAAGGAUGAAGCGACGACUCAGCUCGAGAUCACCCGCAAGUGGAAAGAGGUCACCAGGCGGUUCACACUGCAGGGGCAGCGCAAUGAGUACCGCCGCACGCUCGGACUUGGCCCCUACGACGAGCCCUCCGGCGACUCGCUCACGUUGCUCAUCUACAUUCCACCCUUCGUUCUCGGGUUCGGUUUGCUUGGCCUCUUGGUCUACGCUGGCCGCCGCGUGUACCACCGACUCAAGCAGCAGGCCGCGCUGGCGAAGGAGCAGGUUCGGCUCAAGCACAAGCGCGUUCGCGACGCGUCCAACCUUAUCACCUCAGUGCCGUUCCCAAUGGUCUUCAUCAAGCUCUCCGACUUCAAGAGCCUCCGCCGCCUCGUGCCUUUUGAAGUGGCGCGGCAAAAGGGCUUGCAGUUCUAUAUGGACGAUUUUGACGCUAUCACGCAUUUCUGUCGCAAGCACCCCACCUGCUUCAUCUCCCACCAAUGGCUCGGGUUCAGCGAGCCCGACUCCGACAACCAGCACUUCCCGGCAAUUUGCACCGCGGCGGAGCAGCUUUGCGAGAAUGCAGGCGUCGUUCCGGACGAGCUGUACCUCUGGCUUGACUACUCUUGCAUCGCGCAGCAGAAUGAGACCCUGAAGUCGCUGUGCAUCUCUGCGAUUGGGAUGUAUGCUUGCGUCGUGCGCUAUUUCAUCGUCGUCGCUCCGCCCGCCAGGCACAGAGAGCUCGGCACCAUUUGUAAUGCUGAAACGUACAGCAAGCGCGGCUGGUGUCGCCUCGAGCAGUGGGCACGCAUGACGGCGGGCGGCCUGGCGGACAUGCAUGUCUUCACGGGCGACAGCUUGGAAUCGGCCUGCCUCACUCCGAUGUGUGAACUCAAGGAGCAGAGCGCGCGACUAUCGAGGGCGGAUUUGACCGGCGCCAGCGCAACUGAGGCGAUCAACGACUGGGUCACCGAGUCGAUCUGCGUCUUCGAGGGAGAGUUCUCGAAUGUGGAGGACAAGGUCAAGCUUGUCGACAUCGUCCUGGGCCUCUGGUUCAUCGCUCUGCAGAGUGACACGCGUGGUGCACGCGCAGAGGAGGCCCGCGAGAGGAGGGUCAUCCUCGACGCCAUCGAGGCGAACAAGGCGAGGGUCUUCCCGGCCGAGAUCUUUGGCGACCUCGUGGAGGUGCUCGAGCAGCACGCAAUGCAUUGCGGCAGGGAGCUAAAAGUGCACAUGGAGUAUACCUAA